AACAGGCCACCCAACUCCCAGAACUGGGUCCCCUGAAAUCUGCUCUGUCAGCUGCUGCAGUUGCUACCAUUCUCAGAACCCUCACCAUGAAAGGCCUUCUGCUGCUCGCCUUGUCUUCUUUGCUGUGCUGGGUCUCAGCCCCCCCCCCCUCGGCUCAGCCCCAGGUGAGUCAGACACCCCAUCACCUCAGCCUGAUUUGUGUCUUCCCAGCUGACAUUCGCUGUCACUCCUGCUACAAGGUCCCUGUUCUGGGCUGUGUGGACCGGACGUCCUGCCGUCUGGAACAAGGACAGAAAUGCCUGACAACAAAUGUGUACCUCGGCAAGAUGUGGGUUUUCUCCAACCUUCGCUGUGGCACACCUGAGGAGCCCUGUCGGGAGGCCUUGAACCAAACCAACCACAAGCUGGGCCUGACCUAUAACACCACCUGCUGCGAGAAGGACAACUGCAACAGCCCGGCCCCUCGGCCCGCCCCGGCCCUGGGCCUGGUCCUCCUCGCCUCCUUGGCUGGCGUUGGCCUCUGGCUGCUGCACUGACACUCACUCCUCCCCCUGCCUCAGCCUGAGCCUCUCUCCCUGUGUCUCCGGAUCCCCUG
Messenger RNA from Myotis lucifugus (little brown bat), 595 nucleotides. RefSeq names its product lymphocyte antigen 6 family member G6C (gene LY6G6C). NCBI's taxonomy places the organism in Eukaryota, Metazoa, Chordata, Mammalia, Chiroptera, Vespertilionidae. The record is from RefSeq and is a predicted model, not a curated record. The coding region runs from base 87 to 536 and encodes 149 amino acids. Gene Ontology annotation, cellular component: external side of plasma membrane; protein-containing complex. The transcript has 3 exons.